AUGACUGGUUCUACUUCUUCUCCACCUGUUCCCAAGCGGAUCAUCUUGUGUUUCGACGGAACAUGGCAGACAGCCGUCUCCGGAAAGCAGAACUGCCCUUCCAACAUCACUCGGCUAUGUCGGGCUAUAAAGCCUGUGGACCGCUCUGGGGAGAAAGAGUGGCAACAAGUGGUGUGGUACGACUCCGGGGUCGGAACCACCUCGCUGGCCGUUAGUAAGAUGCUGGAAGGAGCCGUGGGCGACGGGCUGGAUGGCAACGUUGUCGAAGCAUACAACUUCGUGGCCAUGAACUGGAACCCUGGCGACAAGAUCUUGUGCUUUGGCUUCUCCCGUGGCGCGUACACGGCUCGCGCGAUCGCAGGGCUGAUCUCCGACGUCGGCAUCUGUGAGCGUCGGGAUUUGCAUCGUUUUCCCGAGCUCUGGAAGCUAUACAAGAAGCCGAGAGAGAACCGGCCCUUCUACUGCAGCGACGACUAUUUCCGCUUCAUCGAUGGCAGAGCAUCUGAAAAUCAUAGGAAGCAUGGCACCGACACUGGCCUGGCUUGGGAGGCGAAUUACAAUCACGAUUGGGCACAGAAGGACUCCCGGCUGGUGGAGGUCGUGGCUGUUUACGAUACAGUCCAAGCUUUGGGGAUCCCAGAGGUUGCUGGAGUCCAGCUACCUGCCUACAUGAUGUUCUGGAAGGAUCCCCCUGGAUGGCACAACGUUAACCUUUCGCGACAUAUAAAACAUGCCAUUCAGGCUCUGGCUCUCGAUGAGUACCGCAAUGCAUUCUAUCCCGAGGUUUGGUGCUUACCCAAGGAGGGUUACCCGAACGUGACCGAGGAGAACGUCAGGUUGUCCCUCGAGAAGACGGCGAAAGAAAAGCUGAAGGCCUUGAACGAAGCCGGCAAAGAGCGACGGCGUUUAGUCAAGGAGGCCCAGGAGCAUGGGAAGCUCCAUCCAACCGACUACACCGAUGACAAUCUCCACCUGGGCAUCCCCAAGCUCACGCAGGUGUGGUUCCCCGGCUACCAUAUCAACAUCGGCGGAGGCUCAAGUGACACGUUGCUCAACCACGGUGACAUGGAAGAAAUGUCUAACAUCGUGUUCGCCUGGAUGUUGGACCAAAUCAAGCCCCAUGUCGCCAUCAACAAGUGGACUAUUAAAGACGAUUACAACCGUCGGCAGGAGAGAUUCCGUGCCUUGAAUGCUGCACGCAGGAAGGACGCGCCGAAAGAAGGCGAGAAGGAGUCCUGGAGAGCGUAUAUCGGACGCGGUGCCAAGCGGGUGGCCUCGACUGUCAUGCAUCCUCUUACCCCCGCGCCCUAUUCGGGCGAACGCGUCUAUACUUGGGGACUGGCCGACAUGCCCGACAGUUUCACCAGUAUGUACAUCCCCAAUGGUAAGAGGGGGCGUGAGCCCAGUGCGAACGUGUACAAAGACCCGAAGACCAAGAAGGAAAUCAUUGGCUUCACCUGCGCCCAGAUCCACCCGAUUGUGAACUUCCGUGUGGAGAACAAGAAGAACAAAACGUAUUUGCCCAUGGGUCUGUCCGCAGGGCAAUACAGUCGCCGCUUGGUUGGCAAAGAGUUCGUCUACUCUCUGGAUGGGGAGGACGUACCAGAGUGGCACUUGGGAGGAGAAAAUUCUUAUGAGUGGAUGGCUCUCAAACAGCACGAGGACGCAUUACAGUACAUUUUCCAGCAAGAACAGGACCGAAUGACAGGGAGCACAAAUACUGCAUUCAAAGUGUCGAAUGGGGUGUCGAACGCACUCAACAGCGUACCUGAAGGGCUUCAUAGGCACUAUCGGAAGAUUGUCGAUAGUAAGUUUAUUUCGACCGAGGAAAAAGAGGAAGGGUCUGUUCUAGAAUCCGAGCAUAGUACGCCUACUGGCUUACUGCCGCUUGAAGAACUUUCAGCCAGCAGUUUCAGCCAAAGUCCAGGGUAUCAGGGUUGA
Molecule: messenger RNA, 1941 nt
Organism: Aspergillus homomorphus CBS 101889
Lineage: Eukaryota; Fungi; Ascomycota; Eurotiomycetes; Eurotiales; Aspergillaceae
Product: T6SS phospholipase effector Tle1-like catalytic domain-containing protein
Exons: 3
Coding region: 1-1941 (646 amino acids)
Source: RefSeq, a predicted model, not a curated record